AUGGGUAAUUUCACUAUCAUCAUGGAAUUCCUCCUUAUGGAGUAUUCCAGCAUCCAGGAGUUGCAGGUCUUACAUGCUAUAUUAUUCCUAUUGAUUUAUAUGGCAACCCUGAUGGGUAAUUUUCUCACUAUUGCUGCCAUUGUCACUGAUCCACACCUUCACUCUCCAAUGUACUUUUUUCUGUGCAACUUAUCAUUGUUGGAUAUUGGCUGUAUCUCAGUCACUCUUCCCAAAUUCAUUGUGAAUUCCCUGACAGACAAUCAAAUAAUUUCUUUACUUGGUUGUGCUUUUCAGAUAUUUUUCUUUAUUUUAUUUGCAACAACAGAGGUUGCUUUGCUUGUUGCCAUGUCCUAUGAUCGCUUUGUGGCAAUCUGUCAACCCCUGUACUAUGGAGUAAUCAUGACACCAACCCGAUGUGUUUUGGUGGUAACCAGUUCAUGGCUCACUGGGUGUGUCUAUUCAGCUAUACAUACAGGGAACAUGUUCCGCUUACCUUUCUCAGGAUCAAAUGUGAUCCAACAGUUUUUUUGUGAUAUCCCUCAUGUUUUGAAGGUCUCAUCCUCUGAGGUUCGUGAUACUGAGUAUGUGCUCCUUGCCAUUAGUUCAACUUUAGUGUUAUUCUGCUUUGGUUUUUUAAUUAUAUCCUAUACUUAUAUUUUCUCUACUGUACUUAAAAUGCCCUCUGUGGAAGGACGCUAUAAAGCUUUGUCUACCUGUUCCCCUCAGUUGAUUAUCUUCCUAUUAUUUGUUCUUGUUGGUGUGGUCACAGUCCUAGGUCCCUUAUCAGACACAUCACCAAUUCAGAAUCUUUUGAUUUCGAUGAUCUAUACAAUUUUGCCUCCAUUCAUGAACCCCAUAAUCUAUAGUCUGAGAAACACAAAAAUCAAAAUUGCAAUCUGUAGGAUAAUCAAAACAGUAAUUUUCCCCCAAGAAGGAAGUAUUAAGAUUUGA
Monodelphis domestica (gray short-tailed opossum) is the source of this 951-nucleotide messenger RNA. RefSeq names its product olfactory receptor 14I1-like. The record is from RefSeq and is a predicted model, not a curated record. Gene Ontology annotation, biological process: G protein-coupled receptor signaling pathway. Gene Ontology annotation, molecular function: G protein-coupled receptor activity; olfactory receptor activity. Gene Ontology annotation, cellular component: membrane. Lineage: Eukaryota; Metazoa; Chordata; Mammalia; Didelphimorphia; Didelphidae.